Messenger RNA from Venustampulla echinocandica, 1023 nucleotides. RefSeq lists its product as uncharacterized. Gene Ontology annotation, cellular component: TRAPPIII protein complex. The record is from RefSeq and is a predicted model, not a curated record. The transcript has 2 exons. The coding region runs from base 1 to 1023 and encodes 340 amino acids. Lineage: Eukaryota; Fungi; Ascomycota; Leotiomycetes; Helotiales; Pleuroascaceae.
AUGGCGCAUCAGCGCGGUGCUGCAGCUGUUGAUGCGGUGAAAGAACCUCAUUCUGUUUCCUUGAAAGUCCUCAGACUCUCGCGCCCCUCUCUCUCAAUACAACAUCCUCUCCCUCUACCAACACCUAUCCCAUCUCCCUCCGAUUCACCAACCGUCUUCCCCUCCCCGUCCGCCUCCCUCGCAUACCCCGGGGCUCAAAAUGAUGCUUUCAUCCUCUCCCCCCUCCUCACACUCCCUCCGGCCUUUGGGUCCGCCUACGUAGGCGAGACAUUCUCCUGCACGCUCUGUGCGAAUAAUGAAAUGCUACCUGGUGCAAACAUGCCUAAAAAUAUAAGCAAUGUGCGCAUUGAAGCCGAGAUGAAGAUCCCCAGCUCAGCGGUACCGGUUCCGCUCGGGCUAAGUCCCAACACACCAGAAUCCAAAACCGAUACGGAAGAGGACCAGAAACAUCAUGAUGGGGUGGAUUUAGAACCAGGACGCAGUCUGCAGAAAGUCGUGAACUUCGAUCUUAAAGAGGAGGGGAGUCAUGUCCUUGCUGUGACUGUGACAUACACUGAAACAACGCCUACCUCGGGGAAGGUCCGCACGUUUAGGAAGUUAUACCAGUUCGUGUGUAAGGGGUGUAUGGUAGUUCGAACCAAAACUGGCGUCCUCCCGUCUUCCCCUAACGAUGGCUCCAAGAAUACGAGUAGGAAAUGGGCUUUAGAAGCCCAGUUGGAGAAUUGUGGCGAGGAGACUAUCACGCUUGAUACUGUAGCCCUAGAGACGAGAGAGGGGAUUAGGAGUCAGGGAGUUAAUUGGGAGAUUGUUGCCGAGGGUGAGGAGAUGGAACGUCCGGUUCUUAUGCCCGGUGAUGUACAGCAGGUUUGUUUUUUGGUUGAGGAAUUGCUGGGUCCGGAUGGGCAAGGGGCUGAGCCUGUUGAUGGGAAGGUGGUUUUUGGGAUACUUAGUAUUGGAUGGAGGGGAACCAUGGGGAAUAGGGGUUUCUUGAGCACGGGGAGCUUAGGAGCGAGAGUGAAAUAA